This is a messenger RNA of Dibothriocephalus latus, 1704 nucleotides long. The record is from the annotation of a GenBank genome assembly. NCBI's taxonomy places the organism in Eukaryota, Metazoa, Platyhelminthes, Cestoda, Diphyllobothriidea, Diphyllobothriidae.
GUGACUCCGCGCAGACUGGACUCAAACCACUUUGCCGCCAUCAGUCUGGUCCUCACUACCUCCACCCUCAUUACGGGCAUCAACACCCUGUUGAGCUUCUAUGGCUGGCAGACGAUUGCCGUCUUCCAUGAAGUCAGCCUGGAGGGUGGCGAGUCUGCGUUUCUGGCGCAUCAGAUAGUUCUGACGUUGAGCGUCGGGGGUGCCAGCACGGGACCCUUUAAAGUUGUGCGUCGACAGGGCCUGCGUCAGGGAAUGAAUCAUGCAGAACUACUGGCCGACAAGUACAGUCAACUGGAUGGUCAGCCCUCCAUCUUUUGUCCACAGCUUCUUCCUUCAACGCCCUUCUUCGGACACCUCGGAGUGAGCUUCUUUCUCACUGACGGAAUCUGUGGACCCACUUUUACACUCUUUGACUAUUCCUCCAGUAUCGUCUCUCCUGUCGAAGCCAUGCAAAGUUUGGAGGGCUGGCACCAACCUGGUGCCCCACCAGUUGUGCAACUAUCUGCCGGCUUCUUCAGAAUUCCAGGUUGCAAUCUGAGACAAAACAGACGAUCUAGCGCUAUUUUAGCCGCCUUGAGCACAAUAAAUGGCACAGCAGCCCUGGAAAACGAGUUUGCUGUCUUCAUUGGUCCACCCAUGACAGGCGACUGUGGUCUUGUGUCGGAUUGGAUAUCCCUGGGCGACCAGGGUGAUUCGCAAGACCUUGGCCUCUAUGAAAUCAGCUAUUUAUGUCGUAGGAACAUUAGGGCUGAGGCCCUUGCCACCGUAGUCGACGGUGAUGACCGAAAACCCUUCGGAGCCUAUAUGAACUCCUUUAGCACGCCGUCGAAUACGAGAAAGUAUCUGAAGGCCUUGACGGCUUUAUUUUACAGAUAUCGCUGCAAGUACGUUGUUAUGUUUUAUGAACUCAGUUCCGAUAUAACGGACAAUGGAUUUUUCGCCAAUGAGUUGUCAGUCUUAUUGGCCAAUGCUAUUAUACUGCUUACGCGGCCGGCAUUGGCGAAGGAGUUCUUGAUAGAAACGCGCAAUGUUACUGCCAUCAAACAAGGCAUAAUUGCAAUCAUCCACAUCGAGCCUACGGACAUGUUGACCUAUGAUAUCCUGCGAUUGUGGCGAAAUGAACUGGAAAGUGGAGUUGACCUGGGAGCGGCCGGGCAGAGUCUCAUCAUCAUGACAACUCUGCCAACGAGGACUAUCUAUCAGCCCAACUCUUCCAUUUAUACGAACGACGUCUACGUGCCCAUCACCCCUGAGAUCACCUUCCACUUUGAGAACUACAGUACCAAUGAGAUCCGCGGUCUGUACGACAUGUUCAUUUUCUCCCUAAAUCUGGAGGUCUCAUUUGGCCGCCGUAAUGUCUCCCAGAUGACUUUCGAUGAGAUUUUCCUCCUGACCGACGUGAUUCUUUGGCCACUGAUUGCGGUACAGCGUGUGGCCGACAAAGUUUGGCCUGGAGACAGCAACGGGCCUAGUCGAAAUCCCUGCCUAAUUUACGACUGUGAAAUGGCCGGCAGCGUUCAGGAAAUUACUCUCAUUAUAUUGGGAGGAAUAAUCAUCGUCGGGGUGAGCAAUCUGGCCAGGAUUGUCUACAUCAGGCGCCUACGACAAGAGAAGAGGGUUCUUGGAGGCAAUGCGAAGCUAAUUCUCUAUGCCGAUGAUAUAUCUUAUGUGAGGGAAGGCAAACACGUAUCGGUAAGCAUUUAA